CAACGUUCUACUCUGGCUUGGAAACGAGGAGCAGAGCAGUCCAAAUCCAGGUGCUGUGGGGCUCUGGUUCCAGAAUAAGAUGCUGUAGCUUCCCGUCACAGAACCUGCUGACUGUUGGCGUGGCCUUCAAAGGUCAGGGUGAUGCUCCUGGCGCCCCCGCUGUGAUCUCGCCUGCUGCAGUUUCCAGAGAAACAAGACAACGUUUGGCAGAGACCAGUAAAGUCGCAAUACGAUGACAUCACCGUCGCCCACUCACAGUGACAGCAGCGGCUCCUCUAAACAUGACAGCAACCAGGAUAGCUGGGAGAUUGUGGAGGGGCUCAGGGGGGUUCCUGCCAACAUGCAGGAACCUGACAGACAAGAGGGCUUCCUGCUCAAGAGGAGGAAGUGGCCCAUGAAAGGGUGGCAUAAGAGAUACUUUGUGUUGGAUAGAGGCAUCUUGAAGUAUGCAAAGCGUGGAACUGAUUUGCAAAAGGGGAAGCUCCACGGCUGCAUAGAUGUCGGCCUCUCUGUCAUGUCAAUCAAGAAGAAAGCCAUGUGUAUUGACCUGGAUACUGAGGACAACAUUUAUCACCUAAAGGUGAAGUCUCCAGAGCUGUUUGAGGAGUGGGUGUCAAAGCUGCGUCAUCACCGUGUUUUCCGGCAGAAUGAAAUUUCCACAUAUCCCCACGAGAAGCUCCUCUUCCACCCUCAUGCCUCAUCCUCCCCCUCCCUCAGUGACUCUCUUAGAAAAAGGGCCACACUGACCAAGCAGGCAUCAGUCCACCAGGCUAAGGUUAGCUCUUGGCUCCACUCCUCUGAGGACAUGAACAAGUGCUGCAAAGAGUUGGAGGAAUGUGAAUCUUAUCUAAUGGAACUCAACUUGCUGCUAAAGAGCAUGGAGGUCAUGCACCGCACAUACUCUGCUCCGGCCAUCAGUGCACUACAAUCAUCUACUUAUGACAUCCCAAAAAAGGAUAAGAGGCCACGGAGAUGGCGAUCCAAAAACAAUGGCAAAGAAACCAAAGCCACAUUACAAGUUCCAAGCUGCAUCUCCUCCCAGUCCCCUCGCCUUCAUGCCUCCAAUCCCAAUCUUUCCACCACAGAGUCAGCUCCCCAGGAGGCCUGCCUUGAAUCUCCAGACUCGCCUACAAAUGUGUCACGUCUACAAGAGGACUUCUGCCGACUGGCCAACAACAUCCACGUUACAUUGAAAUCAGCAUAUAGCUCACUGGUGGCAGAGAGAGACAAACUGAGGCACACCAUUGACCUGCAGGGCCCCCAGCCAGCCCAGGUCAUGAGCCUGAAGACUGGCUACUCCUCUGAAUGUGCAGGUGCCCCUCAUUCACUGGUCCACCAGGUCUCCAAUGAGAGCAGAACAUCAAUUCCGGAGUCCAUAUCGGAGUUCUUUGAUGCUCAGGAGUACCUUCUCUCCUCUUCUUCUUCUGAGAAUGAGGUGUCUGACGAUGACUCGUAUAUCAGUGAUGUCAGCGACAGUGUCUCCAUGGACACCUACGACGGAGCCAGCGAGAGACACAACUCCGUAUGUCCUGCAGUCAGAAGCAUGGUGGCCGUGGCUCGCCGACGCUCCACGCUGCCGGCCCCCUGUCCCGCCAGCAGCGUCAGCUUAUGGAACAUCCUGAGAAACAACAUCGGCAAGGACCUGUCCAAGGUGGCCAUGCCCGUGCAGCUCAAUGAACCGCUCAACACCCUGCAGAGAUUGUGUGAGGAGCUGGAGUACGGCGACCUCUUAGACACUGCAAACCAGACAGAAGACCCUUACCAGCGCAUGGUUUAUGUUGCUACAUUUGCAAUAACUGCCUAUGCCUCCAGCUACUACCGAGCAGGGAGCAAACCCUUUAACCCCGUCCUGGGAGAAACUUACGAGUGUGACAGACCUGAUAAGGGCUUCAGAUUUAUUGCUGAACAGGUCAGUCAUCACCCACCUGUGUCAGCAUGUCACUCAGAUUCAAAGAACUUCAGCUUCUGGCAAGAUGUACGAUGGAAAAAUAAAUUCUGGGGGAAAUCCAUGGAAAUAGUUCCCAUGGGAACCACACAUGUGACACUACCUGCCUUUGGGGACCACUAUGAAUGGAACAAAGUGACUUCCUGCAUCCAUAACAUCUUGAGUGGCCAACGCUGGAUUGAGCACUACGGAGAGAUGGCCAUAAAAAAUAUAAACAGUGAUGUCUGCCAGUGUAAAGUAACAUUCAUCAAGGCAAGAUCGUGGACCUCUACUGUGAAUGAAAUAGAGGGAGUAGUUACAGAUUCAAAUGGAAAAGUGGUGCACUCCAUUUUUGGAAAAUGGCACGAAUCAGUUUUUCAAGGAGACCCACCGUCUGCCACAUGUAUCUGGCGAGCAAAUCCCAUGCCAGUGGAACAAGAGCAGUACUACGGCUUCACCCAGUUUGCAGUGGAAUUAAAUGAGCUGGACUCCGCAUUGAGACCACUGCUGCCCUCGACAGACACACGCUUCAGGCUGGACCAGAGGCUGCUGGAGGAGGGGAAUGUAGACGGAGCUGAGGAGCAAAAACAGAGGAUAGAGCAACUACAGAGGGAGAGGAGGAAAGUGCUGCAGGACAACAACAUGAUGCAUCAGCCACGCUUUUUCAAGAAGUCUAAGGAUGACACGUGGGUGAGCAACAACACAUACUGGGAGCUACGCAGAGAUCCCGGCUUCAGCAAAAUGGACUUCCCUGUGCUGUGGUGACCUCUGAUUUUAAUCAGCUCCACUCUGAUUUAUCAUCGGGAAGGAAGCAUAAAACUAAACUUAGACCAGAGUCCUGACCUGGUUAACAUGCAUUGCUCUGUGUCAUGGUAACCCAUGGUAACCUCCUGCUUCCUCUUUCUGGACUGGAGUAAGCUGAACCUGAAGAACUCCUCCUGUUAGGUUUAUUACUAAUGUCAUGAUUCUGCAGACAUUUUAUUCUCAUAACUGUAAUUUAUACCAUGUCAGUGUAGACUAAUGAUGCAUAUCAGUGUGUUUUGUUGUAUCUUUGCAUUUACCAAAGUGCCUUUUACUAUAGAGCUGCACUCAAUGAGUUGCAGCAAUUAUGCAAAAACACUUUUAUUCCGACACUUAAUGAUGUCUGUAUCAUACUUCGCUGGAGAGAGAGGGAACAGGAACUAGUGCAAAAAAGUCUUAACCUGAUCAUGUAUGACAAAUGUCUGGCUUAUCAGAUGUUCUAAUUUUAAAAGAAUAUGAUUUUAAAGGCCUUUUUUAUUAUGCUGCUUUGUUUUAAUCAGUAAUGAUUGUUAUGGGACUGUGGAAAAAGUUUUUCACAGAGGAAAAUCACAAGAAUACUCCCUGUUAAAAAAAUAUAAUAAACUGUACAGUGGGUG
This is a messenger RNA of Melanotaenia boesemani (Boeseman's rainbowfish), 3321 nucleotides long. RefSeq names its product oxysterol-binding protein-related protein 3-like. Gene Ontology annotation, molecular function: cholesterol binding. The transcript has 22 exons. Bases 233 to 2689 code for a protein of 818 amino acids. Lineage: Eukaryota; Metazoa; Chordata; Actinopteri; Atheriniformes; Melanotaeniidae. Gene Ontology annotation, cellular component: plasma membrane; intracellular membrane-bounded organelle; perinuclear endoplasmic reticulum. The record is from RefSeq and is a predicted model, not a curated record.